This is a messenger RNA of Melanotaenia boesemani (Boeseman's rainbowfish), 5411 nucleotides long. It is a transcript of the gene irf2bp1, whose product is annotated as interferon regulatory factor 2 binding protein 1. The record is from RefSeq and is a predicted model, not a curated record. The transcript has 3 exons. Bases 289 to 1611 code for a protein of 440 amino acids. Gene Ontology annotation, cellular component: nucleus. Gene Ontology annotation, biological process: regulation of transcription by RNA polymerase II. Gene Ontology annotation, molecular function: transcription corepressor activity. Lineage: Eukaryota; Metazoa; Chordata; Actinopteri; Atheriniformes; Melanotaeniidae.
CGUGGAAACAGUUGACAGGAGCGAAGAGUAGGCCAAAGUGGGUAAACAAAAAAAUAUUUUGAUAAAAAAAAACGAAAACGGCUGUAAUUUUUAUGCAAAAAAUUAAUAAAUACAAUGUCUAACAUUGUUCUAAAGCAGCGUUUGGUCAGUUAAGGAAGAAAAUCGACAGAAAAGAGAGGGCGUGCACCUGUCAAAGCUAAAUAGGUUAACGCAGCUAACCUGCGCUAGCCAUAAGCAAGCUAGCUGGCUCGUUGAACCCGCUCAGGUUAUCCAGGUAGACAGCCAGCCAUGUCGUCCCCGUCUUCUUCCAGGCGCCAGUGGUGUUAUUUGUGCGACCUGCCAAAGAUGCCAUGGGCCGUGGUGUGGGACUUCAGCGAAGUUGUCUGUCGUGGUUGUGUAAACUACGAGGGAGCUAAUCAGAUAGAAUUCCUAAUAGCGAACGCCCGACAACUGAAGCGGACUCACGGCAUGCAAGACGGUAACGUCAGGUCACCUGGUCCCGUGCCGAAUAAACACGGCACAUCAUCCAGAGGAGAGGCGGCAGCAGACGGAGGCAGGCCACAUAACGACCGCUUUGAGAGGGGAGGAAGAGGAGAUGGUACCGGGUCAACUAUACGCGUGCCGCCCAACGGACUGCACCGUGACGGCCAACCGCCUCAAGAAAUUAACCGUCAGAGCCCCAGUGGCAACCGGAGACCAAUGCUCAGCGCUGCCAUCCCUCCGAGUUUAGUAACUCAGAGCAUUGCAGGGAUUCCUCACGGGCUUCUUGCGGGCAUGCCGGCGGGUCUGACCGCCAGGACAGCACCUAUGAGCAGCCCCAUGAUCUUCCCUGCUCCGGUGCUUGCUGAGAUGAGACGCACACAUCUCGGAAUUGGAAUGGGAAUAUCUCCCUUUAUUGCCCCGGAGCUGGAGCGCGAGCUCAGUUCCUCUCAGAACCAGGCCAAGACGCAGACACAGUCCCACACCGCUGUGGCCGGCAGCAGUGCCAGCAAAAGUACAAGCCUGUCUUCAUCAUCUUUCUCCAUGGCUGGAGGUGUUAGCCAGACAAGUCCCAAGCCAGCUUCAUCUCCAGCUAGGCAGCCACGCCCCCUAACUGCGCGGUCUGGAGGGGAGCCUCUGGGAUCCAGCACCUCAGCAGAAGCAGCCACCACUGCUGCAGCAUUACCCAACAGCGGGGCCUCAGAGCUGGGCUCAGCAUCCGCCACCAACAACCAUUCGAGUGGAAACACCCUGUCCUGCACCUUGUGUCAUGAGAGACUUGAAGAUACACACUUUGUUCAGUGUCCUUCUGUGCCAGGGCAUAGGUUCUGCUUCCCAUGCACCAGAAUUUACAUCCAGACUCGCCGGGGUGAUGGGGAAGUGUACUGCCCCAGUGGAGAACGCUGUCCGUUGGAUAACUCCCCCAACAGUCCCCCGUGGGCUUUCAUGCAGGGAGAGGUCUCCACCAUCCUGGGCACCGGUGGAGCAGGAGCAGGAUCUGCAUCAUCUGCUGCAUCUGGAGCCAGUGCCGGGCCAGGAGCUCCGGCAGCAUCUGGAUCAGGGAGCGGAUCAGCUGCAGCGUCUGGAGCUGGAAGUGGAGAUGUAACUGUCAAGAAGGAGAGAGAGACGUGAUGAUGAUUUCCAUGGCAACCAUGACCCAAAACAGAAACAGAAUCAAAUCCCAUACAGAAGGAGACAUCUACACUGGACUGCUGAGGGACCCAGGAAAGAAAACACACAUCGACAUACAAAUCAGAAAACCCGCCAUUGCACAGGUUUUAACUCCACUUUCCCACAGUUCAGUUUAAUCUACGAUAUCCGGCCUCAGCAGGUCUCUGACUCAGGUUGCAAAAACUCCCUUCAUGUCAUCAUUUGUUCAUUAAGCAAAGAUAGACUUUGUCAGCAUUUGCCCUAAAUCUUCUACUCAUGUAAAAAGAUUGUAUAAUUAAACUUCAUAACUGCAUCCCCCACCACAUCACCUGCAUCUUGUGUAUUUUAAGUUCUCAAUCCAUUAAACAUGAGAGAAUCCUGGAGAUGCAGCUUCCCCAGAUGAUGCCUAAUGAUCUGUCACAAAUCGAGCCAAAUGGUCUAAUGAUGCAGAUAUUCACUCAGAUCAGCAGCUGAACAGUCAAAACAAUGAUCAUACCUGUGUUAGCACCGCCAGCUAGCGAAUGUUUGCAGCUGCAGAGGGACAGACUGAAGCAACGCCUGAAAAAAGUUUUUUUUUUCCCCAAACAAAAUCUUUACACAUUAGGAAUAAUCUGUAAGAAGCUUUAACAUGACAUAGAAGUCAUUUAAGGAUCAAUGAGUGCCAACUUUGAUUUAUAAUCGGCAGUUUCAUUUGCUGAUUAGAUUGAGCUCAUCUGUUGUUAGCAGACCUGACAAACGGAUGAUUAAGCUGCAUCCAGAUGAGAUCUGGUGUUUAUUAUCAUACAAAACUUGUUGCAGCUAAUGUAACCUAAAGACCAGAUAUGACGCCUGUCAGCGUGCAGGCGUUUUGAUUUAAGAGUACUCUCUGAUCAUUACUCAUAUGUCAGGUCAUACUCUAGCUUCUUUCUGAUCUCAGCUACAUGACAAUGCACUUCAGUGUUUCCCCCACUGUCACAUUGAGGAGAUAGACCACCUCUGUAUGCUGCGUCCUAACCCACACACAGAAAGCUAGAAUCAAACAGAAUUUUUUAAAAAUAUUGAUUUUAUGUUUGUUUUUAUUAUUUUUUUUAUCUUAUUUGUUUAUUUCAGCUGAUCUUCACAGCUUUUUUCUGUUUCUGUCGACAGAUGAAGUGAAAAAUCAACUAGUUACAAAAAAAGCUUCCCUCUGUAAAAAUGGAGAACUAUAAACUCUAAAAACCCUCCUGAAUCCGGCUGCAAUGUUGAUGUUGUUCAUGCAAAAUUAGAUUUGAAUUUCAAAGGCAGAAAAUGAAAAUUCAUUUCAAACAAGCUGCCUUAUUUUAGUCUUGUUCAAGCCAUGACUCGGGGCUUCGCUGCUCUAUGGCUGCAGCAUGAGGGCGUAAUCGAGAGGACAGCAUCGAUUAGCUUUUCAGCCGCCACAGAGCUGAUUGAUUGUUCUGUAAAUGAGCUAUAGGUGAUAUUUUAAAUGGUUAUAACACCAUCUCAGCAUAAAAAAAGAGCGACACACUCACAAAAACAACACCAGCUUUCCUCAGUACUUCCCUCAGUGAAAGAAGUCGGAACUCAACCGUCCAGAGGGGUGUAUGCGAAGCUAGACCAGGGGUUUAGUGUCCACAACCUGGCUUUCUUUCAACCACACCACAUUUGUUUUGGAGGCUAAAAAUCAACCCUUUGGAUUCUUAGCCUUUCUUGCCUUGAUUUGCUAAAAGCUUCAACACAGAUGUGAGUCAGUCCGGGUCAGGGGAGCUAGUUUUAGUUCCGGGGCCACAUUUAGCACAGCAUGAUCUCAAGUAGGUCUGACAAGUAAAAAAACAUAAGGUAUAAAUAAAAACUCCAAAUUUCUCAUUGCUUUAUUGCAACUUGUCAAGAGCAAGAAGUUAUUUUAAAUGUGCAUACAAGUUUCCACAUGCGUGUAGUGACCCUAACCACCUGAGCUGACUCACCUCAUAAUACAUACUGAGGUGAGAUCUGUUACGUUAGAAAGAUAUAAGAAGUUAUACGCCUACUAUGGAAAUGUUCAUAUAUAUAUAUAUAUAUAUAUAUAUAUAUAUAUAUAUAUAUAUAUAUACAUACAUACAUACAAGCUUAAGUGGGUAAAUUUAAAAUUGCAGGUAUUUUUAUUAAAAGUUUGUAGUUAAUCUCUUUGAUGUAAUUUUUCCACAAUUGCUAAAUUCCUCCUGUGGGCCGGAUCGGGCCCUUAGGCGGGCCGGAUCGGGCCCUUAGGCGGGCCGGUUUUGGCCCCAUGACAUACAUUUGACACCUGUGAGCUACUCCUUCAAAGAAUACUCGAUCAACGAAAACGAGCUUAUCGGCCAUCGUUCGAACUAAAAGCUUCUUAUUGAUUAUAAAGUUUUGUGUUUUUUAGGUGGGGGUGGGGACUGGCAGCCUGGCUGUGUUGAACCUGCUUUGUACUGCCCCCCUCUGGACAAAAAGCCAAACCCCUCUACUCCUGCUCCUUCUGAACUAAACCUUUUCUGCCUCUUUAAAGAAAUCAUUUUCAGUCCCUUCUCACAAUAAGUGAGCAGUCUCUAGGACGAAGCGAACCUCAGACAUCCUGGUUUAUUUGUGUUGGUAGAUGAAAUCUCUGUUAAGACGAGUAAAGAUGCAAACUGACGUGAUCAGAACAGAAUGCCAGCAGUGAUAUUUCUGUGCUUUUAUUUUCUUUUAUUUCUCAGAGAAAGAACAGUCGCUGCGUAGACACAACCAUUAAUCUGUCGAAGCAGCGACCAACCACACACACUCAUUGUUCUGCUGUAUUUAAUGUCGCUUACAUACAAUUCCAGCCCAGCCUACGCUUUACCCCAAAUGUAUAUUCAAAGAUAUAUAUGGAUAGGCCUAGGAUUCUAUUUUCUACUAGAAUGUUAAAUGUUAUACUGUAAAGAUCUGUAAUAGUAUGUACGUGCAAUCCCUUAGUCAUAGUAUCUGCAACAGUUUGAAAUAUGUUAUCCAAAACGAUUGUGUAUCAUUUUCUAAACCUUUUGUUUUUUAAGGAAGAAUCCACCUAAAAGCAGAAAUAUUUUCUGUUAAGAAACCAGUUUUUCUUCCUGUUCACUGACAAUGAAACAAAAUAGGUCUAAAUAUCUGAUUGUACUUAAUAUUUCAGACUUUAUUUGAUAAACGUGGAUGUAUUGCAGGGAUUUCAUGAAGCUAAACCCAGCAGUCUGACCCAUUAGUCCAGCACUGAAAUAAGUUCAUAUUUUGGAUGGAUUCUUCCUUUAUGUGCAGGCUGUACCAUCAUUACAGAUGCACACACAAACCAAAGGUCAUUUUAUGCCCAACUUGAUGUUUCUGGAUGUAAAUGUUUAUGGGAAAAUAUAUAAAUCUAUUUCAUUAUUUCUUGAUAGCUGGUUUUCAUCAUGGAGCUCCAGCAGUUUACUGUGUUUAUGGGAUUUCAGCAAUCGCAGCGUUCAGCAGAGAAAGUCCCACAGAUCAGGUCUGUUGUAGAGAAAUGUCUUUGAUUAAAUGGAAUAUACGUAGAAUAUGCACUGAUAUGUAAUGCAAUCCCUUGUUAAGUGCCUUUAUAAAAUGUUUACCAUCAGUUUGUGUCUGGGAACCUCAGGGGAAGUCGGAGUGCAAUGGACUCGUUAUCAAGUCGGUGAUUAAACCUGAAUCUGUUUCCCUUCCAUCACCAUCACACGGCUUUUUGCUUUUAUCUCUAACGUCGACUGGCCGUUCCUUGUUUCCUCUGCAUCCCUCUGUUUCAACUUUUGUUUCUUUUAUGUACCUUUUUUAUAUAGAUCUGUGGGUUUUAUUGCAGCUUCAAGUACAAAAUAGAAACCAGGAAUAAACGGGAUGGAAACUUG